This is a messenger RNA of Triticum aestivum (bread wheat), 1885 nucleotides long. RefSeq names its product WAS/WASL-interacting protein family member 1. NCBI's taxonomy places the organism in Eukaryota, Viridiplantae, Streptophyta, Magnoliopsida, Poales, Poaceae. The transcript has 3 exons. The coding region runs from base 1 to 1251 and encodes 416 amino acids. The record is from RefSeq and is a predicted model, not a curated record.
AUGGCGGAAGUGGAUGGUGCGCCGGGAAGCUGGGGGCCACGGCGGUGGCAGAUAGGGGCGGCGGGGAACCUGGGAUCCAUGGCGGAGGAUGGAUGUGGAGGUCCGCGGCGGCGCGCGGGGCUCCACUGCCUGGCGGUGGUGUUCGGGGAUCCACAGCCCGGCAGCGCAAGGGGAUCUAGGGAUGGCGGCGACCAGCAGAUGGCAAUGGGCAUGGGUGUGGGCGGCGGCUCCGGUGGCCUGAAGAGCACGAUGGAGGGCGGCAGAUCAGGAACCGGCAGCACUAUGGGGAAGAUCAAAAUAACUAUUAAAACACGGUCGGCCUUAUAUAGGCCCGAUUGGAUCCUCGCGAGCCGACAUGAAAAAACAACACCCGCUGGAGACCCCGCCGUGCGCCUUCCCGGAGAACACCGUCACUGCGCGCCCUCCCCAAAGACCCAGCUGCUGCGCCCCUUCCUUGCGCGCCUCCGGCGUCCCACCGCCGCAUUCCCGCCGUGGCCGCGCGCGGCUCGGCGCCACAACCAUCGCCGGCGGAGAUCCAGCAGAGGUCCACCAGCUCCACGACCUCCACCUCCCACCUCCCAACCCCCGCCUACCCGCCGCCUCACCCAGCGCGUCGCCCUCUGCACUCUGCCACCACAUUCCCUGCGCCGCCGCCGGUGGGCAGAGCUUGGACGGGAUCCGAGCCUUCUUUCGACCGCACGCGCCUUCAACGCCAAAAAAUGUAGUCGUCGUCCCGCCUUCCUACCCUGUCCGCGGACCCACCUUCCUCCUCCGGCCGGGCGUCGGCGCCCCACCUUCCUCCUUCGGUCGGGCGCACUGCUCGUCUGCUGCUGCCCCACAACUUCCUCCGUCGCCUGCGUCCCCCGCCACCAGGAGCCACCUCCCAAAUCCAUGGUGACACCCCUCCACUCCAGCCUCGCGCUUGGGCCUGUGACCCUGCCUAUCAGCUGCUUCAGCGCAGUUGACUCCCCAGCCAUCCCGCUUUGGCAAGCCAGCGCCUCAUCGACCUCAAUCGCCUCCCACCCUUGCUCCCUAGUUCCCGCGCUGCACAGGCUAGAGCAGGCGAAGAAGGAGAAGACGUUGAUGCAAUGGUUCAGAUGCAGAGAAAUCUCAGUACAGGAAAGAGAAGCAGUGCGCUUUAUUUGUUGCACACAACCUGUUUGCUCUUAUGCCCAAGCAACAAAAAGAAAAGAAAAAAUAUUGAUGGAUGUGUCUCGGUAUUGUUGGUUGUGGGGGAAGGAGUACUGGUGAUGCUGCUCCAUCUCUCUUCGGUUGGUGUUUGUUUCCCACAACAUGUUUGUGUUAAUGCUUGGAAGGGUGAUGUUGGAUAGAGUACCGAACUAUGUAUAGUUAGUGAAAUUUUUAGCCCCUCCCAGUUGCCACUCAUCUCUCUCUCUCUACACUGAACUCUCUUGGGGAGGCUUUGAACUUCUUGGAAGUUGCACCAAAAUUAUCUGCAAAAGUAGUUUUUGUGCUUGGCUUUUGAAAAAAAUGUUGUUUGAGGCCACUUCUAUAUGUGAUGGAUCAAUUGGUUUAAGCAGUGCUGAACUAUACUUUGACAAUGUGUGAAAUACAGGCCCGCCCUCAUCAUUCAUCCAUAAUUUAUUGCUUGUUGAAAGAAACAAAACUAAGUUGAUGUAUUGCUUUCUCGUAUGUGAAUGAGAUUUCAUUUAAAAAAAGUAUAGUAGAAGAGAAAUUGCUUCGUUGUUGUGCUUGCACAACUAUGUAAUUUUUUGUUUUUAUUUGUUUUUGCGAAGGUGAAAAUGUUGUGUUUGAGAAGGUCAAAGUAUGUUGAGUACAUAUUGUUAUUUUUGCAACCACCGUAGCCAAACAAUUGUAAAUUUUAGUAUGAAUGUGACUCAAAGUUCUCUGGAAAAUCAGCAAU